CAAGUCCCCACUGCGACCCAAACAAAACGCUAACCUUUAAAUCCAGAAGCAAAACAUAAGAAACAAAACUAUUGAUGUUAGUGGCCGUUAGAACAGUUUCAAACUGUUUCAAAAGCUUUUAAAAAUUAAUUUAAAUUUUUACAUUAUUUAAAAUGCGUUUAGCGAUCUAUAAACUUGAAGAUGAAUCUAAACCUUUAUGUAUCUUAUCCGAGGGUACACAUUCUCUUGGAAGAGGUUCGCAACUUGGUUGUACAGACAAAAGAAUUUCAAGAAAUCAUGUCUCAAUUUCAAUAGAAGCACUGUCUGCCUCAUUUUCUUUGGUACAUCACACAAACCCUUGUUACUGGAGAUGUGCAGACAGCACACAUCUGUCUCUCUUAAAACCCAGCAUGCCAAUGGAAAUCAAUGAUGGCGACACAUUUGGUUUCUUUCCUGAUAUAUUCUGGUUCAAAAUUAAAUAUUUCACAGCACCUCUUGAUGAGAACAUUGAUACAGUUCCUACCUCUUCAAGCACAGUACCAAUUCAACCUGAGGAUAAUAUCAAUCAUGAUCAACCUGUUCAACAGGACACACCAGAAGUAAACAUCGCCAAUCAAGUCUCAGAUGAAAAUGUAUCUGAAAAUAAUGCUCAGGAAGAAACUACAAUUAAAUCUGACUGUGAUUCUACAACACCACAAACUACAAACACCACAAACAAUACAAAUAAUGAUAAUGAUGAUGCAGAUCAGCCAUCUUGCAGUAAUACAGCUAAGAAAGAGUUUAAAGAUAGAUGUUGGUAUGGAGCUAAUUGUUACAGAAAGAGUCAAAGUCACAGAGAUGCAUUUAGUCAUCCUGGCGAUGCUGAUUAUGAUACAGAUCCUGAAGAUGAUCGCCCAGCUUGUCCCUAUGGCAGAGGAUGCUUUCGAAAGAAUAAGGAGCACAGAAAAGAAUAUAAACAUUCAAAACAAACUGUAAAACCACCAAAUAAAAGACCUGGUGAUCCAAAUAAUGUUUUACCAACAAAAAGGAAAAGAAAAACUAAAGCAGAACAAGAUUUGGCUGAUUAUGAUGAUGAUUUUAUUGAUGAUGAGGAAGAAGAUGCGUUUGCAACCGAUGAAGAUGAAGACUUUGAAUUAGAUGAUAGUGAUAGUGAUUAAAAUGCCUUAACCUGCACAAUUACUUAAUAUUUGAAAUCGUAAAUGAAGACAAAAGUACUAUAUGAUUGUUUGUGAUGUUUAUGAUGAUGUUAUUGAUUGUUUUAUACAAUGAAAUGUUAAAGAAAUGAAAAAAUGAUUAAAUAAAUCAAUAUGCAUACAA
Molecule: messenger RNA, 1296 nt
Organism: Dalotia coriaria
Lineage: Eukaryota; Metazoa; Arthropoda; Insecta; Coleoptera; Staphylinidae
Product: aprataxin and PNK-like factor
Exons: 5
Coding region: 153-1136 (327 amino acids)
Biological process (GO): double-strand break repair
Cellular component (GO): site of double-strand break; nucleus
Molecular function (GO): 3'-5' exonuclease activity; DNA-(apurinic or apyrimidinic site) endonuclease activity; protein binding
Source: RefSeq, a predicted model, not a curated record